This is a messenger RNA of Trichoderma atroviride IMI 206040, 1922 nucleotides long. RefSeq lists its product as uncharacterized. NCBI's taxonomy places the organism in Eukaryota, Fungi, Ascomycota, Sordariomycetes, Hypocreales, Hypocreaceae. Gene Ontology annotation, biological process: transmembrane transport. The record is from RefSeq and is a predicted model, not a curated record. Gene Ontology annotation, molecular function: transmembrane transporter activity.
GUCCGCUCCCCAAUCUUGUUCCACGGCUUCGGCUACUUCCCGUUGGAACUUGCGUGCGCAGCUCCGCCAACCCAAGACAGAUACGCUCUGCUUACUGCCGAGCGUUGAUAUCCUCGACAGAGAAACCGUCCCUUCAGGCUUAUAAGCAACCAGAAAAGGCCUGCGCCUCUCUUCUUCGCCAUGGCUGAUGAGGAGAAGCACGCCGUGGAAGCCACCCCCCAGGUGGCUCCCGUCGACGAAUACGCCUCUGCCCAGAACGAGUUCGUUGACCGACCCAAUGGAUGGAUCUACAAGGGCUACAAGCUCUUUGGCCGUGAGGUCUACUACGCCUCACCCAGAGUCCAGCUGUUGCUGGUUGCCCUGGUGUGUUUCCUCUGCCCCGGCAUGUACAACUCUCUGAGCGGUCUGGGAGGUGGUGGUCAAGUCGACCCCAAGGCCCAGGACCACUCUUCCGUCGCUCUGUACUCUACCUUUGCCGUCGUUGGUUUCUUCUCUGGCACCUUUGCCAACCGUCUCGGUCUCCGUCUCACCAUUGGAAUCGGUGGUCUUGGUUACUGCAUCUACAGCGCCUCUUUCCUCAGCUACAACCACAACAAGAACAUUGGCUUCGUCAUCUUUGCUGGUGCUUUCCUUGGUGUGUGCGCCGGUCUGCUCUGGACUGCUCAGGGUGCUGUCAUGAUGGCCUAUCCUCCCGAGAACAAGAAGGGUCGAUACAUUUCUACCUUCUGGAUUAUUUUCAAUCUGGGUGCCGUCAUCGGCUCUCUGAUUCCCCUGGCUCAGAACAUUCAGAACCACACCGGUACUGUCAGCGAUGGCACCUAUGCUGCCUUCAUUGUUCUCAUGUUCCUCGGUUUGAUUGUUGCCUUCUUCUUGCUGGAUGCCGACAAGGUCAUUCGUGAGGAUGGCACCAAGGUUGUCCUGAUGAAGAACCCUUCGUGGCAGUCUGAGUUCCUUGGUCUGUGGCAGACUAUCUCCGGCUCUCCCUGGGUUCUUCUUCUGUUCCCCAUGUUCUUCGCCUCCAACAUCUUCUACACCUACCAGAACAACGACAUGAACGCUGCUGCUUUCAACAUCCGUACUCGAUCCCUCAACAACCUGCUGUACUGGCUCGCCCAGAUCAUCGGCGCUGUCAUCAACGGCUACGCUCUGGAUUACACUGGUAUUGGCCGUGCCAUGCGCGCCAAGCUGUCCUUCGCCUUCCUCUUCUUCCUCACCUUUGUCAUCUGGGGCGGUGGUUAUGCUUGGCAGAAGAUGCAGCCCACUCGUGACGUGGUGUCGCAGGCCAACUACGAGCCAAACAAGGUUGACUGGACCGAUGGUGGCCACCUCUUCAUUGGACCCAUGUUCCUGUACUUCUUCUAUGGAUUCUACGAUGCCAUCUGGCAGACCAACAUCUACUGGUGGAUGGGAUCAUUGUCCAACUCUGGCCGCAGGGCUGCCAACUUGGCUGGUUUCUACAAGGGUUUCCAAUCCGCUGGUGCUGCCAUCUUCUGGCGUCUCGACGCUAUCAACACUCCUUACAACACCAUGUUUGGCGCCACCUGGGGUGUACUCGCCGGAUCCCUGAUCCUGGCCGCACCCGUUGUCUUCUUGAAGAUCAAGGACCACGUUUCGAUUGAAGAGGAUCUGAAGUUCAGUGACGAGACAAUCGAGGAUGUCGUCGUUGGUGCCAACAAGCACGUGGAUGUAUAAACAAACAUGUGUAUGUACAUAGGCAAAAGGGUGUUUAAUGAUUUUACUGCUAUAGUCGGGCGGUUAGGGGAUUCCGGCUUUGGGUUUGGAUGAUUGUGAAGCGUUUUCGAACGUCGAUGCUCCUGAUUUUAAAUGAUUUAAUGCAUGGCUUUCAAGCAAGCCUCUUAUUCCCAUAUAUUUAAAUUCAAUACCAAGGACACGUUAUUACUGUGGAGUAAUCUUUUGUUUUC